AUGGGACGACCGACGCGGUGGCGUCGACGUCGCGGCGUCGUCGGCGUCGUCGUCGGCCUCGCGGUCGUCCUGGCGUGGGGCGGCGCUCGAGGACGACGGCGCGGACGCGACGUGGGGUGGGCGACGUUGGACGACCGCGGGCGGGAGGCGGGGGGGACGACGACGACGGGUGGGGCGGAGCCGAGCGAGUGCGCGCUCGAUCGCAUGCUCGAUCGAAAGGGGGGGGUGGUGUACGUCACGUACGUGAGCGAUGGGUUUCAUCAGUUCGCGCGCAAUUGGUUGCGACUGUUACGAAGGAGUCGAUCGAAGAGGACGAACGACGGAUUGAACGUCGUCAUGCUCGCCCUGGAUGAGAGCACGGAGAGGUACUGCGAGAAAUAUUCGAUGCCGUGCUUCGGGAGCGCGGAGUUGAGGUACAGUGGGGGGGUGAUGGCGACGGCGGGGACGGCGCUGCAUCGCGAAUCGGCGCAGCGCGAGGCCUCGAGCGUGGCGGAGGCGGCGAAAGCGCUUCGAGACAUCAAGACGCUCGAGGUCAAGCUCUUGGUCGACAUUCUCGAGCGUGGACACGAUGUGUUGGUGAGCGAUGCCGACGUGGCGUGGCUUAGAGACCCCGAGGAUUGGGUGCGAACAGCUUUGCGAGACGUGGAUGUGGCGGCGAGCACGGAUUGUCUGGACGUCAGCGCGGACGACGUGGGCGGGUGUUGGGGCGCGGCAGCGAACACAGGAAUUCUUUACUUCAGACCAACGGACGCGGCGAAGACGUUUUUAGGAAAUUGGAUCGCCGCCAUGGAUAAAGCGACGGACGAUAUGACCGAGAGAGACCAGGAAAUUUUCAACAACUUGCUCGUCGCCGACGCGUCGGGGGACACAAAGGUGACAGAAGGAGGUUCGAGCGUCAACGUGAGGGUGGUGAAGGGUGGUGUUCGAUUAGGAUCUUUGCCUAUGCGGUAUUUUGCCUCCGGUCAUACGUUUUUUGUAGAGCAAUUGCACAAGCACGAGGGAGAGAGCCAACAGCCGUUUUGUGUGCACGCCACGUUUCAGUUCUCUCAAGUGCACGGCAAACGUCAGAGAUUUCGUGAGCACGGGUUAUGGCUCAUAGAGAACGACGAUUACUACACGCAAGGAAACUUUAUUUCCAUGUCGGACGAUCUGCCGAGUAUUUGGAACAUCACUGGCGUGCACAAUCAUCUCCUGACCGCGGCGUGGUACCGCGCCUCGGUGCGCAACCUUCUGGCUCUCGGACGUAUCCUUAAUCGCACCGUCAUUCUACCUCGAUUCACGUGCAUGUGCGAUCGAUACUGGGGUCACGUGCUACCGUCGUGUAAGAUAGGUCACGUCGAACCUCCAUUCGUGGGAUGUCCGCAGGAUCAUAUCAUGAACUUGCCCGCCAUGGAGAACGGUGGGGUGGAUUUUCGAGAGUGGUCUUUCCUGAGCAAUUUGAGAACGCCAGACGCUCUUAGACGUAGUAUCGCCGCGGUCUCAACGGGGAACCGGGACUCAGGAGAUGUCAAGGCAAAAUACGCGCUUCCUGCGUUCGCGAUGGACACGGAUGUGCUCUCAACUUUAGCCAGUGCCCCAGAGAGGGUACUGGUGGUCGAUGGAGCGCUGACUUCGUUCUGUGCCUUCGAGAGUGCAACUUCCUCUCCUGCGGCGAAACAGUUCAAUUCUGACAUGGCAGUCGCGCUCAAAGCCGAGUCAUGGUUUUGUGGCCCCGAAGACGCGCGCGGAGUCAAGUGUGCCAUCGGAUUUCCCAUACCAAAGCCGACCACUGAGCUGCACAGCAAGUGCUCGGCGCUUCGCGCAAAGGCGACGGAACUCAGGUCGAGUCCGCACGAACUUCUCUCCAACUUCUUCGAUGAAUACGGGCACGACGAUAAGAAGAAUAAAUUCAUGUUCCCAAGCGAUCGCACUACCGCGUCUGCGAACGACAUUAGUACUGAGGAGAACCCGUUCGCGUCAGAUGACAAAUAG
Messenger RNA from Ostreococcus tauri, 1971 nucleotides. Its product is annotated as Nucleotide-diphospho-sugar transferase. The coding region runs from base 1 to 1971 and encodes 656 amino acids. The record is from RefSeq and is a predicted model, not a curated record. Gene Ontology annotation, biological process: cell wall pectin biosynthetic process. NCBI's taxonomy places the organism in Eukaryota, Viridiplantae, Chlorophyta, Mamiellophyceae, Mamiellales, Bathycoccaceae. The transcript has a single exon. Gene Ontology annotation, cellular component: Golgi apparatus. Gene Ontology annotation, molecular function: arabinosyltransferase activity.